ACGAAGCCAGUUGUGCAAUGGAAGGACAUGUUUUUCCCGACCAAGAGCAGCUAUUGCAGUUUCUGAGGAGGCUCAAAGAGGUUUUCGACGUGUGUGACGAGGAUGCUGACGGCUUCAUCCGGGUGGAUCUCGGUCUUCAGUUCGGCCAAGGAGACGAGGUGAAGGCCUUGUCCAGGUACCUGGAUCCUAACGCUGAUGGGAAAAUCAACUUCAAAGACUUUUGUCAUGGUGUGUUUGCUAUCAAAGGUUGUGAGGAGAUACUGAAGAUGGCUGUGGGCCCUCGCAGUGCUACCUCCAACCAGCCAUCUGUUACUGACAAUGGUUACAUUUACCAGGACGGUGAGGCCAGGCUGGGAGCUCCGAUUAUCAUGUGUACUCGGUCCUAUCCAGAGUGCAGAGUGUACAGUGAGGGUUGUGGGGCUGACGGGGAGUGUGACAUGGACAGCAGCACUGAAAACACCAACGGCUCGGACUUUUUGGACCCAACAAGGAAAGACAGCCACCUCACUUGCUCAGCAUCUGCUUCCGUCAUCUCCGGGGAGGAGCAGUUUGAGGACUAUGGUGAAGGGGAAGAUGUGGAUUUCAUUCCCAGCAGUCCCUGCCCUGAGGAUGACAACCGAACAAAUGGCUUCUCAGACCUGGGUUCCUCGCUCCCCUCUAGUGCUGGGCAGACUCCUCAGAAGAUGCGGCAGCUGUAUAACAGUGAACUGCUGGACAUCUACUGUUCUCAGUGCUGCAAGAAAGUGAAUCUACUCAAUGACCUGGAGGCUCGACUUCGAAACCUCAAGGCCAACAGCCCUAACAGAAAGAUUUCCAGCACAGCAUUUGGACGUCAGCUGUUCCAGGCCAACCACAGUGUGUUUGGGUCCAGUCAGGGCAGCAGCACAGAGGAUCUGUUCACAGACAGCAUUGACUCCUGUGACCUCGACAUCACAGAGAAAGUCAGUUAUCUGGAGAAGAAGGUGACAGAGCUGGAAAGUGACAGUCUGGCCAACGGUGACCUCAAGUCUAAACUCAAACAGGAAAACACACAAUUAGUCCACAGGGUCCAUGAGCUGGAGGAGCAGGUGAAGGAUGCAGAGGCGAGGGCAGAUCAGAGUCUGGAGGAGGAGACCAAGAGACAUCGGGAGGUUUACAGCAAGAUGGACAGAGACAGAAACAUAGAGAUCGACCUGCUCUGUAACAGAUUACAGCUGUUGGAAGAAGAAAAUGGAGAGAUGAAGUUAAAUGUGUGCAGACUCAAGUCUCAGACAGAGAAACUGGACCAGGAGAAGCAGAGGAUGACAGACAAGCUGGAGGACACUAGUCUGAGGCUGAAAGAUGAGAUAGACCUGUACAGGAAGAUAAUGGACAAGCUCUGGCAUAACCGGCAUGAGUUUCAGAAGGAAAAAGAGGCCAUGCAGGAGCUGAUUGAUGAUCUGCGCCGAGAGCUGGAGUAUCUGCAGCUGUUUAAGCUGGAGAUGGAACAUCCUGGGAAGGGGAAGGGGCUAUCAGAGUAUAACGCCAAGACCAGGGAGAAUGAAAUGGAACAUGAAGUCAAGAGACUGAAACAGGAGAAUCAUAAGCUGCGGGAUCAGAACGAUGAUCUGAAUGCUCAGAUUCUCAGUCUGAGUUUGUAUGAGGCUAAGAACCUGUUUUCCUGUCAUACCAAGGCCCAGUGCCUGGCAGCCGAGAUUGACAACGCAUCCAGAGACGAGCUGGUAGAUGCCUUGAAGGAGCAGGAGGAGAUCAAUCUGCGUCUGAGACAGUACAUGGACAAAAUCAUUCUGGCCAUCCUCGACCAUAACCCCUCUAUUCUGGAGAUCAAGAGUUAAACCGCACACCACCACCUCACCCCCUCCCCCAACACACACACACACACACACACACACACACACACACACACACACACACACACAGUGAUAAAGCAUCAGAAUAGAGUGAGUGAGGUUUAGAUCAGUGAGAUCAAAUUACAAACUGCAUCCUUGGAUUACAUGCUGUGUCAAGGAAGUCAGUUUGAACUGAGCGCAGGGAUGGUGAACCCCACCACCAACAAUUAAAAUGAUUUUUGUAGAGAGGUAAAUACAGAAUGUAAAUACAUUCACUGGCUAUUGCUGAAAAAAUUCUGACCUUAAAUAGUAUGAAAAACAGGGUUUUAUUGAUAUGCGCGCACACACACACACACACACGCAGUCCUGUCCACUAGCACUAUUUAUGAAGAAAUCUGUCACUACAGACGUACAUGUGCCACCAAUCUUUUGUCAUUGUAUCUUUGAAGUCAAGUGACUGGGAAAGACUUGGGAAUGAACGAAAAAGCAGUUUGAUGGUCACUUUCUGUCUUGAAGACACAGUAACAAUUGUUUAAUGCAGAGCUCUGCCAUUAUUUGUUACAAAUGGGCGAUCAGUCACUGGGGAUCCAGACUGAAACAGAAGCCAGUUAUAAGGAGUGCAGGACAUAAAACAUACCAGUGUUUUGCAUGUUUACUACAACCCAUUUGCCAAAGCAGUCAUAGAAUUUUUGAAUGUCUUGUUGCCAUCUUCCAGGCAGCUGUUAGUUUCUUUUAUUUCAUGGUGGUAUGAAAAUCAGUUUGUAGACUUAACAAUCACUUGAGUAUGGUGCUCAUGUGAACAUCAUGUUUGUCAUAAUCAUGAUAUUGUUUAGCAAUGCUGAGUAGAUUUUUCAAACCACUCUGCCAUUACACACAGUGAGACAGUUACCCUGACUUUGUCCAAAGUUCAGCAAGACUAGGUCAGAACCUAGUAAAUGGCUGAAGUGUGUAUGGUCCACAUAAUAUGCUAAUCAGCUUUUGCACUCUGCCUGGUGUCAACUGGUUUCAGCCCUUUAUCUGUUUGCUUCUCUCCUACACUGAUCAGCCAUAACAAUGUGACCACUGACAGGUGAAGAGAAUAACAUUGAUUAUUUGGUUAUAAUACAAUAUUCUCCUGAGAAACCUUGGGUUGUAGCGUUUAUCUCGAUGUUACUUUGACACGUACCACCAACUAAAUAUUGUUGCAGACCAAGCCCCCCCCCCCCCCUCCAUGGCAAAUGCACUCCCCAAUGGCAGGUGCCUCCUCCAGCAGUACAAUGCUUCAACCACAGGAGGUACAUGUCAAAUUACCAUCUAGAUGAAAACCAGAAGUCAGCAGAACAUUUUAUUGUAACGAGAUGAUCAAUAUUAUUCACUUCACCUGUCAAUGGUUUUAAUGUUAUGGCUGAUCAGUGUACAGUAUUUUAAUACAGCUCUAUUCCCAAUAAAACUGUUCUCAUUUACACAACCACUAUGAAAUUGAGAGUGAAAUGAGGCCCAUAAAAACUACAUGUUAACCAGCUGUCACUUCCAAGCUGCUGCUCUCCUCUGCUAAAAUCUUUAUUUUAUAACUCUGAUGCUGUCUGACAAAUUUUUAGUGACUUGUGUAAAUCAUCCAGAUCUGAAGAGUUUUUCUUCUUAUUUCUGUCGCAGUCACGUUGAACAAAACAUUCUACUCAUCUCUCAGUACCUGUUGCUGACACAGCAGCUAACGCUCUGAUGUUUGUGAACACAGGAUUCUCUCCCUGCCCUGCACGGCUCAUUUCAGCUCUGGGACUACUCUUUUAACAUUACUAAUAUUAACACUAGAUGAUUAAGUUAUAAGUUGAGCCCCGCAGCUGAAGUGCUAACUUAACUUUAACGUCCGAUGGUUCCAUGGUGGUUCUUUUUUUCAAGCUAAGAGAACGUUAUCCAGGCUAAGACUGUCAUAACCAUGACGGAACUGAACAGUUUGCCUUUGGAUUUGACUGAAAAGCUGAAACAAUUUAAAGUUUUAGGGGAGCUAUAUUUUUGAGCUGUUUCUUGAUGAACAGCAGUUUAUCCUUCCAUCCAGUGUUUCUGAGCAGCAUCUCCGGCUAUAGCACAGUAGAUAGUGAACUAUGUCCUUAAACAGACAGAAAAUUUAUGAAAUAGUCAAAUGUCGUGUGAAGUAUUUGUAUAUAUCUAGAAAAUGCAUACAGCACCUUUUAGAGGACUUACUCUCAAGUUCACUGUAUUUAGCUGUGAUCAACUUAUUGUGUCUCUAACCCUUUAAUUUGGCUGUCUCAACACAAAUGAAUGUCUACAUGAUUAAUAUAUGCUGUGUGCCACAACGUAUCAAUUUUCAGUAGUAUUCAAAAUGUUAAAGUCAGUAACUGUCAUUUAAGCCAGGGAGGGACAGUUCAGUGUGGCCUUUAAGCAGAAUAGGUUUUCUGAACUCAACUCAUAAUAAAGGUGCCAAUAGCCAAUAUUAUGUGCCAAAUGUGUUGGAUGGCUCACUUAUAUUUCUCAUACAAAUGCAACAAAUGUGGAUGUUUGACUAUGAAAUGAUCAACAACUGGAGCUGGAGAGAAGGAAACAAUGAGUCUCAGUUUGUAUCACAUAUGCCCAUAAACACAUUCACAAUUCAGAUCCUGACGGUUUCACACUGUUGUGCCAGCUGAUGGUUGGUGGCAGUAAUGUGCCAACAAACACGGAACAAAGGCAGUGAAGAAGAGUUCGUCCAGCAAGCAAACACGGAUGUUAACGAGAAAUGUUUUUGCAGAUGUUUUAUGGCCAAGGAAAUGCAUUCAACAUGUUUAUUAGACCUCAGAUAUACACACUGUGUGUUUUAGUGAGAAACACUGAAUGUAAAUCUAACUUUUUGUGUUGAAAAUCUCCACAGGGUGUUCUUAAAUCAAGCUGUUCAUUCACUGUUUCUUAGCCUAUUAAAACACUAAAAUGUGAGAAAUCAGAUUUUACUGAUGGUAAUUAGAAUAAUUUCCAAAUAGUUUUUAGAAAAAUAGAAAUAUGUAUUACAGAAAAGAAUCACCUGCUUACUCUAAGUAAUCUACUGACUUAAAAGAGAGAAACUCAGUUUAUUCCUCUGCAUCAAUAGCCUCUUUAAUCAAAGAUACUGCUAUAUUGCCAUUAAAAAGACGCAUUAUGAAGCGUUAUGCUGACUUUGCUCAUUUACGCUGAACCAAACAACUCUGGCACCCCUGUGUAAUUUUGAUGGUGGCAUGAUGUGUAUCAUAACAGCAUCGAUGUCUGCUCUCCUUUUUACACAGACAUCGAUCCAGCUCUGUGACCACCUCCACUGCCAGCUUAGUGCCAGAAAACCGCGCCCCCCAUUCUGUGUUCCUACCUUUUAUACAAAAUGGCGAAGUGAAAUGAAGGUGCACUGUUCCUUUCUUGAACAGGCUGUAUAAAAAGAAGUGGCCUCUGUAAACUGGCCUAAACCUGAGUGAAUUUUAUUCCACCAGUGUAGUAAAUAAGUCUCACUUCAACUGAAUUAACUAACCCUAACCUAUAUAUUUAACUUCAACAUUUUUUCACCCUUGUUGUGACCUACAUCAGCUAGCCAAACACAACAAAAAAUGUGUCACAGUGAGGAGAGCAGUGUUGAGCUGUGUUAUAUUGAGCACUAUAUGAUGUAACAAUGAAACUAGUUCUGCUCUACUGCACCAACUGUUCACUGAGUUAUUUUUUUCAUAUUUUAUUUGCUAGCUCUUUUACAGAUUUUGUGCAUUUGCAUACAAAGUAUGAACAAAUAUUAUUUAAGGAUUUUGCCCAUUGUUGUCACUGUAAGUGAGCUUUUUUUAUAUUUACAUUUUUAUUUUGACACAGUAUUUGUGAUGUCAUGCAUUGUAAAUGUACAGAAUCCAGUUAUUAUUUAUGUGCAAGUCAUUCUGCUUAUCACAAAAUCUCUUUGAGAGAUUUGACACAAAAUAACAAACUAUGUGUUGUAGAUUAUUAUAAUCACAUAGCACACUGAAAGUGUCAUAUUCAAAGUAUUUACCAGGAAUAAUGUUAAACAUGGUGAAACAAUAAUAGUCUGUCACAAUUUACGUGUUCUUAGAUUUCUUUUACUUGUGUACUGCACAUGGAGCUAUGGGUGACAAUGUUGUACAAACUAGAUGUGUAAAUAAAAUUCAUUUGCUUUGGCAUGAUAAA
This is a messenger RNA of Lates calcarifer (barramundi perch), 5921 nucleotides long. Its product is annotated as rab11 family-interacting protein 4A-like. Gene Ontology annotation, molecular function: calcium ion binding. Gene Ontology annotation, cellular component: recycling endosome membrane; cleavage furrow; endocytic vesicle. Gene Ontology annotation, biological process: regulation of cytokinesis; endocytic recycling. NCBI's taxonomy places the organism in Eukaryota, Metazoa, Chordata, Actinopteri, Centropomidae. The record is from RefSeq and is a predicted model, not a curated record.